GUGCAGAAAGUGAAGAUGGCACGCUCCAAACUAAGACCUUUAAUAGGCAGAAGAAGCAAAGUGUCCUUAAAGAAUAAGACCAUCAUGAUUCAGAUGGUGCUGCUCCAAAUCAUGACUUACGCAGCAGUAGCUUGGGGCUACGUAUCCAAAACGAUGAAGAAGAGGCUCCAAGCUCAACAAAACAUAACACUCCGUGAGGCGGUGGACGCACCGUGGUAUGUACCUAACAGAGUGCUAUAUGACGAACUACGACAGGUACCGGUCGUAAUCCAGAUGAGAGAGAGGGCCCGAAAGUUCUUUGAAAAGAACGAAAGACAUCGAAAUGUGCUGAUUAAAGCGCCUUGGAUUACGACCCAAGAACAAUAA
Acanthoscelides obtectus is the source of this 366-nucleotide messenger RNA. NCBI's taxonomy places the organism in Eukaryota, Metazoa, Arthropoda, Insecta, Coleoptera, Chrysomelidae. The record is from the annotation of a GenBank genome assembly.